Vanrija pseudolonga is the source of this 767-nucleotide messenger RNA. RefSeq lists its product as uncharacterized. The record is from RefSeq and is a predicted model, not a curated record. NCBI's taxonomy places the organism in Eukaryota, Fungi, Basidiomycota, Tremellomycetes, Trichosporonales, Trichosporonaceae. The coding region runs from base 170 to 736 and encodes 188 amino acids. The transcript has 4 exons.
GCGCGUUGAUGACGCCAAGCACCACCGCAGCGCAACCCGCCACUCCUCGGCUCAGGUCGCGUGGCAACCUCCACCGGAGCUCUCCGCACCCACCGGCAGGCCUCACCCCCAGAACCGCAAGAAGCGGGCUCAGCCCGACACCAACCUCACAACCACACCACACACCACCAUGGGCGACAGCAGCGACCGCGGACGGAGGCUCGCGCACCAGCAGCAGGCGUAUGAGCUGCAGUUGAAGGGCGGGUUGGAGUGUGUGCAGGGCGCCGCCCGCUGGACCGUAGUCGGCACACUGGUCAUCGGCGCCGCGCACCACUUUUCCCCCGGGUUCAGGAAGCAGACGUGGGCGCUGAAAGCGUUCUUGCUGAGCAGCUUUACUAUCUUUGGAUUGGUCGUUGGGGCUGACGACUACCUCCUCAAAUACGAACAAGACCAGCGCAUGGUCGAGAACGCCAUCCGGCGAGAAGCGCGCAACGCGCUCGCGCUAAAGGGCAUCAUCGCGACCGAGGGCGAGAUCCGCAAGUGGCGCAAGGCGAAGGAGGAGGCCGAGCGGCACGCCAACCUCGUCGCUGCGCUCGACGCCGCCGACGCAUGCGAGGACACGGAGGCGAGCUUUGUCGCCAAGCUCACCGACGCGCGAUACCAUUCCACCGCGACGGCUGCCGCGCUCGCGGACGCAGAGGCACAGGGCAUCGCGGCUGCUGUUGAGCGCGCGCUGGCCAGCAAGGAGGAGAAGUAGGCGCACCUGCACGAUGUAGCAUGGCACUUGG